Messenger RNA from Prorocentrum cordatum, 834 nucleotides. Lineage: Eukaryota; Dinophyceae; Prorocentrales; Prorocentraceae. The record is from the annotation of a GenBank genome assembly.
AUGGGGCAAGAAGGACCACCACCGAUAUCUGGUCUACGAGCUCCUCGCCGGUGGAGAUGCGCAUGCGCGCCUCAGGAAGAGCGCCAGGCAGGGCGCCGAUCACCGCCCCUUCCUGUGGCACGAGCGGCUGAGCAUCUGCCUGGACUCCGCCACGGGGCUGUCGCACAUGCACAACUCGAAGCCGAAAGCCUUCCACAGGGACAUCAAGUCCGCCAACAUCCUGCUGGACGCGCCGGCGCUUUUGCGCUCCUCCUCGCUGCCUGCUUCUCUGCUCCUGCUCCUGCCUCUCUCUCUCCUGCUCUUCCCUCCCUCCUCCCCUCCCUCGCCCCCUCCGACCAUCCUGCUCCUGGUGCUGCUCCCUCUCCGCUCUCUCUCUCUCUCUCGACCCUGCCUGUGCGGCGGUCAGUGCGGGUGAGGGGACUCCGCUCCCCGGAGUGUCCGGCGGCCCCUGUCCUUCCUCCCUUGCCCCUCUCCUCCUACCCCUUCUCCCCCAUCUCUCUCUCUCUCUCUCUCUCUCCCCCUCUGUUUCUUUGCCUCUCUGUCGCUCUGUCUCUCUGUCGUUCUCUCUCUCUCUCUUUCUCUUCCCCUGGCGCUCUUCCUCUCUGCCACUCUCUCUGUCUCUCUGUCUGUCUGUCUCUCUCUCUCUGCCUCCCCUCCGGCUCGCUUCUCUCGCAUCUGGCCUCCGACGAAGGACCGCCACGGCACGGCCAAGAUGGCAGACUUCGGCCUGUGCUGCACCUCCUCCGGGCUGCAGGGGGACCGCAGCGUCAAGGUGAACACCAUCAGCGGCACCCCUGGAUAUGCCUGCCCGAUCUACUCCAGGACCUCCAGUAG